This is a messenger RNA of Glycine soja, 3740 nucleotides long. Its product is annotated as putative disease resistance protein At3g14460. Bases 38 to 3190 code for a protein of 1050 amino acids. The record is from RefSeq and is a predicted model, not a curated record. The transcript has 2 exons. Lineage: Eukaryota; Viridiplantae; Streptophyta; Magnoliopsida; Fabales; Fabaceae.
UAAGAAGAUUGCUGAGAAAUGCAAAGGCUCGCCAUUAAUGGCAACAACAUUUGGGGGUAUUUUGUCCUCACAGAAAGACGCAAGAGACUGGGAAAAUGUAAUGGAUUUUGAAAUAUGGGAUCUUGCAGAGGAGGAAAGUAACAUCCUCCAAACAUUAAGAUUGAGUUAUAAUCAGCUUCCUUCAUACCUGAAGAGGUGUUUUGCAUACUGCUCCAUACUACCAAAAGGCUUUGAAUUUGAGGAGAAAGAGAUAGUGUUGCUAUGGAUGGCUGAAGGACUUUUAGAGCAAAAAUCACAGAAGCAAAUGGAAGAUGUUGGCCAUGAGUACUUUCAAGAGCUACUCUCUGCAUCACUUUUUCAGAAGUCAAGUAGCAACAGAUCAUUGUAUGUAAUGCAUGACCUUAUAAAUGAUCUAGCUCAAUGGGUGGCUGGAGAGUCCUGUUUCAAAUUGGACAAUAAUUUUCAAUCUCACAAACAAAAGAAAAAGAAAAUUUCCAAAAUGACUCGGUAUGCAUCAUACGUUGGUGGUGAAUAUGAUGGUAUUCAAAUGUUUCAGGCCUUUAAAGAAGCCAAGUCCUUAAGAACAUUCCUCCCUCUAAAGCAUCGAAGGCUAGAAGAAUGGUCCUACAUAACUAAUCAUGUUCCUUUUGAAUUGUUACCUGAGUUAAGAUGCUUGAGGGCAUUAUCAUUGAGUGGAUAUUUCAUCAGUAAGCUUCCAAAUUCGGUUAGCAAUUUGAAUCUUCUACGCUACCUGAAUCUUUCUUCGACUGACCUCAGACAGUUGCCAGAAUCAAUCUGCAGUCUAUGCAAUAUGCAAACAUUACUACUGAGAGAUUGUUUUAAUCUUGAAGAACUGCCAUCAAACAUGAGUGAUUUGAUCAACCUACGUCAUCUAGAUAUCACCAGAUCUCAUUCUUUAACACGUAUGCCACAUGGUAUUGGUAAAUUGACACAUCUUCAAACUUUGUCAAAUUUUGUUGUAGGCUCAAGUGGGAUAGGAGAAUUGAUGAAGCUGUCAAAUAUCCGAGGAGUACUUUCUGUGUCCAGGUUAGAGCAUGUGACUGACACUCGAGAGGCAAGUGAAGCUAUGAUAAAUAAAAAGGUAGGCAUUGAUGUGCUGAAAUUGAAGUGGACUAGUUGUAUGAAUAAUCAGUCACAUACUGAAAGAGCAAAAGAAGUGCUUCAGAUGCUACAACCUCACAAAAAUCUUGCAAAGCUUACUAUUAAGUGCUAUGGUGGUACGAGUUUCCCAAAAUGGAUAGGAGAUCCAUCCUACAAGAGCCUAGUGUUCUUAAAGUUGAAAGAUUGUGCACAUUGUACAUCUUUGCCGGCACUUGGAAACCUUCAUGCCCUCAAAGAACUUUACAUCAUUGGAAUGAAAGAAGUAUGUUGUAUCGAUGGUGAGUUCUGUGGUAAUGCUUGCUUAAGACCUUUUCCUUCCUUGGAGAGACUAUACUUUAUGGACAUGGAAAAAUGGGAAAAUUGGUUCCUCUCAGAUAACAAUGAGCAGAAUGACAUGUUUUCUUCUUUGCAACAGCUUUUCAUUGUGAAGUGUCCCAAACUUUUAGGUAAACUACCAGAAAAUCUCCCUUCUCUCAAACAUGUAAUAGUUAAAGAAUGUGAACAAUUGCUGGUUACCAUUUCAAGCCUUCCUGUGCUCUACAAACUAGAAAUUGAAGGAUGCAAAGGCUUGGUCCUUAAUUGCGCAAAUGAAUUCAAUUCACUGAAUUCAAUGUCUGUUUCCAGAAUCUUGGAGUUCACAUUCUUAAUGGAGAGGUUAGUGCAGGCUUUCAAAACUGUAGAAGAACUCAAAAUUGUCAGUUGUGCUCUUGAUGAAACAGUUCUGAAUGAUUUAUGGGUAAAUGAGGUUUGGCUUGAGAAGAAUCCACAUGGUUUGUCAUCUAUUCUCAGAUUAAUUGAGAUUAGAAAUUGCAACAUCAUGAAAUCUAUACCUAAAGUACUAAUGGUCAACAGCCAUUUUCUCGAACGCUUGUACAUAUGUCACUGUGAUUCCAUAGUCUUUGUCACAAUGGAUCAACUGCCUCACUCUCUGAAAUCAUUGGAGAUAUCAAAUUGCAAGAACUUGAGAUGUUUACUGGAUAAUGGAACAUGCACUUCUUCAUCAAUAAUUAUGCAUGAUGACAAUGUACAGCAUGGUAGCACAAUCAUUUCUCAUUUGGAGUAUGUGUACAUUGGCUGGUGUCCAUCUCUCACCUGCAUAUCAAGAAGUGGUGAGUUACCUGAAUCUGUCAAACAUUUGUUCAUUUGGAAUUGUUCAGAGCUAUCGUGCUUGUCAAUGAAAGGCCAAUUACCAAAAAGUAUUGAGAGACUGGAGAUUCAAUCCUGUCCAAAGCUUGAGUCAAUAGCAAACAGGUUGCACAGAAACACCUCCUUGGAAUCUAUUCAGAUAUGGAACUGUGAAAACCUCAAAUCCCUCCCUGAAGGAUUGCAUUUCCUUGUGAAUUUAAAGGAGAUCAAAAUUAUUGGUUGCCCAAAUUUGGUUUCCUUCCCAGAAGAAGGUUUGCCCGCCUCAAGUCUGUCAGAACUUUCCAUCAUGAGCUGUGAGAAACUAGUGGCCCUGCCGAACAGCAUGUACAAUCUCGACUCCCUGAAAGAGCUGGAGAUUGGAUACUGUCCAAGCAUUCAAUAUUUUCCGGAAAUAAACUUUCCAGACAACUUAACAUCCCUUUGGAUCAAUGACCAUAAUGCCUGUGAAGCAAUGUUCAAUUGGGGCUUAUACAAGCUCUCUUUUCUUAGGGACCUCACCAUCAUAGGUGGAAAUUUGUUUAUGCCACUUGAAAAGCUGGGGACAAUGCUUCCAUCCACUUUAACUAGCCUCACUGUUCAAGGCUUUCCACACUUGGAAAACCUGUCAUCAGAGGGCUUUCAUAAACUUACCUCUUUAUCUAGCCUAACCCUAAGACAUCUCUCAAAUCUAACAUUCCUACCUUUCUCGGGGUUUAAAUACCUUACCUCUCUUGAAGAGCUUUCUAUUUAUAACUGUCCCAAGCUCUUAUGUUUACCAGAAAAGGGCCUUCCUUCCUCACUUUUGGAGCUAUAUAUACAAGACUGUCCUUUCCUGAAAGAACAGUGCAGGAAAGAUAAAGGGAGAGACUGGUUGAAGAUUGCUGACGUUCCUUAUGUUGAGAUUGAUGGCAAAUUUAUCUAUGACUCGGAUUAUGAGGAUUGAAGAAUUUUGUCUAGCUUUAUGAAUAGGUUUACCACAUUGUAGUAUCUAUGUCACACUAAUGAGGGAACCUGUUGGCGAGUCAAGUCCUUGUCUAUGAUAGGAUCUUCAGACUGGAAAAGGGUACAUGAGUAAUGAAUCAUCCAUGGUUCCAGGUAUGGAAUCUUAAAUGUUCCCUUAAAUCUAAAUUACAGCAACCAAAUCAUUAGAUCAUACCAUUUGGUAAUUUAAGGUCAACUCUCGGAUAUCUUUCAGGGAGUCCUGUGUAAUAAUAUUCUCUUUUCAAAGCAACCAGCACAUAGCUUCAAAUAGAUUCUCUCAAAUCUGAACCUAAUGUGAGAAUACUUAAAGAGCAGAUAUAUGUACCUGACUUUUGAAGUUCAUUGCAUCUUUCUUUCCAAAAAAAGAAAUAUUAUGUUUGUUUGUAGAAGAGAUUGAAUCAACAUCUCUAAAAGUCUAUUUGCUCAUGCCUUGCACAUAACUUUUGGCUUACAAGUCCAAUCUGAUAACAGCAUUGAGAGAGGCAUAAUCAUAAUAAAUACAAACAUAUAUC